UGGAUAUAACACUCUGGGAAUGAAUAACCCCAAUGCAAAUCCAUUAUAAAUGGAUUAUUUUGAAGAACAAGACCACAUAGUAGAACACAACAACAGCCAUACAACUAUACAAGUUCCGCAUGGGCUCUUACAGUGCGGGAGUAUUAUACGAAAUAUAAUGAGAUGCCUGCUAUAUUUAUGGGAGAAAAGGCUGGAAGUGACCUUUGAAUUAGAUGACUAAGAUGAGGAAGGAGUCUAUUGUAACUUCAAGGAAGACUGGAAUGGUGAAUCCCAAGAUGGAAAACCCUUUUGUAUCCUUUUGUGGAAACAUAUAAUGCUGGAUAAUUUUUUCUGGUUUUAUUUGAUCUGUAUAUGCUUAAAACUCUUCAAAAAUAAUGCAAAUAGAGUUAUGAUGUCUUCACAAGAGUUGACCUAAUUGUCAUCUAAGGUUGAAGUUCUCUAAAAUUGAGUUCACGUUUACUGAAGAAUUCCAAAUUAAAUUAAACGUUAUUCAUUAUUUUGUCUUUACAUUCAAUUAUUAGAAUAGAUUCAUUAUUGGUUCCAACUCUAUCUUAUAGCCGUUACAUUGUAAGCUCCUAUAUAUUUACAUGCAUGCUACUCACGUAGCAAUAAGAGAGAGUGCUCUGAUACCAUAUUAAUUUGGAAGCAAAGAGACAAAUCUGCACUCUCUCUUAUUGCUACGUGAGUAGCAUGCAUGUAAAUAUAUAGGAGCGUACAAUGUAACGGCUAUAAGAUAGAGUUGGAACCAAUAAUGAAUCUAUUCUAAUAAUUGAAUGUAAAGACAAAAUAAUGAAUAACGUUUAAUUUAAUUUGGAAUUCUUCAUUUACAUUAUUACAUAUUAUAAAAAUAGGAUGAUUUGGUUCAAAUGUUAAACAUUGAACAAUUUAUUUUAAAUAAAAUAUCCUUGAAUGGUAUUUCAACGACAAAAGUAAGAAAUGAGAAAUUUAGGUGACGAUGAUCAUAUUGAGAUAUUUAAGUUGUGGAAUAAUACGACCUCUUAAUAAUCCAUCUUAUUCUAUAAACUAAUCAAUACAUACUUGCAAUUCAUCUAGGAAUGAUACAUAUAUAUUAGGGCACCUUAUUCAUGUUCAAAAAACUAGGAAUUUACAUUUUCAUCAGCGUACUAUAUAUAAUAAUUCAAAAAUAUAAUUAAUCUUAGUGGAUUAGAAUAUAAAAGUUAAUGACAUAUUUUUUUUUGACAGAAAAGUUAAUGACAUAUUAGAAUAUAUUUAUAAUUUAUGUUCGUAUCACAUCCGUAGUAGGGAGUAUAUUCCAAUCAUUUUUAUGUCUAAAGAAUACUCUCACCAUCCCUAAAUGUUCUUCCAAAAUAAAGUGGCACACUGAUUAAGAAAGUGGGAAUUGUGUGGUGGAGAGUUGUGCAGAGGAGAGAGAAAUGCCGUGAACCACAAAUUCUUUGACAAAAAGGAAAAGUGAAGUUCUUUUAGGGACGGAUGGAGUAAUUAAUUUUUGUAAAUAACUAAUAAAUAGUUGAAGCGACGCCGUCGGACAACCUCGCAAAUGCGUCGCCGCCACCGUCGUUGAACCAGAUACUUUUUGAAUCGUUGAAGCGACGGGAGAGGUUGCUGUCCUACACUCCUACAGAGACCGACUGGAAACGUAUGGAGACCCUUGAUGUCUAUUGGGCGUGUUGCAGCGUGUCCCUUACUUCGAGAUUUUAAAGAAGAUGACAGCUGGAAGUAUUUUUGUGAUGGUUAAACUAAAGUGUAAAAAUUGGGCAGGGGCGAAGUACGGAAAACCAAUUGGUUUUUCUACAGAUUUAAUCAUUUCAGUGGUUUGAAAAGUAUGUAUGUACGAGUACUUCAUUCGGCACUUUUGCUUACUCUUCAUAAAACGAAAGGGCAGAAUCAUAAAGUUAAAUUUUAUCUCUACACUUCCUUAAUUCCCGGUCAAAAUUUGCACCUCAAUUCGGGACGGAGGGAGUACGUACUUUGGAAAAACUUGUGCGCAGUGCGCUUCCUCUUCCUCACGGCCUUUGAAUGGAGGCUAAAUGCAUGUAUCCCUCCCAAAUUGGAUCUUUCUUCUGGCCUUGCUACAUCUUUCUUACCCCUUUUGAUUUCACCAAUCAUAAUGUGGUUCACAAUACUAAUUUGGAUGAGAGGAAAGCGCAUAAAAGAACGUUUUUAGUAAGCAAACAAGAAAUGGUGAUGACUUCAAGUGGCCUACAACUUAAGAUCAAGAACAAUCUACCAGGCAUAGAUCAGGACUUCCAAAACCAAAAGCUGCAGCAGAUCUGUUCGGGCGAAGGAACCUGCUAGGCCUAGGUGGAAACCUGUCAAGAGUACUCCAGAGGUUAUGGUCUGCCAUUAACUCAGUGGUCAGCCAAGGAUCUAGAAAUCAUGGAUAGGUGUGACCGGCGUCUUGUUGAGCUAGCACUUGACUACUACCAUAACUCAUGCGAUUCAGAGAUAAACUUCGGGAAAACUUCAGGCCGUCUUCAAGAAUCUUGGGACAAACUUGAGGCGGUCUUACACGUCUUAGCAUACUCUCACUCUGCUGCUGAUGGUAAAUUUCUCUCCUAUCAUCUUGGGGACUAUGGGGAGUAUUAUCUUCCAUCAUCUUUUUAGUGAGGGUAUUGUAAAAACUAGAUUCUCACAUGUGCAAUACCCGAAACAUAAAUAUUCUACAUUUACUAAUAAUGUUAACAAAUCAUAUUAUUUAAUUUUUGGGUAUCACACAUGUGAGAAUAUAGUUUUGACAAAAUCCUCACAAAUUCAUUCAUGUGUAUCCUUUCCCAAAAAAGAGAAAACUUGAUACAAAUAAAUAUCGACUAAUCUGUAAUUCCUAUAGAACAAAUUAGUUAAAUUUGAACUCAUUGCGUAUUUCUCCCUAUGUUUUUCCCUUCCAAAUUGCUAUGGUGUUUGUUUUCCUAAUUUCUUUCCUUGGUAUUUUCUUAGGUGUUAUAAAUACAUACAGAGGUAAUUACAUUUUGUGAAUGUAUCCAAAAAAUUGAUCACCACAUUACCCAACAUUACAAAGAUAGUUUUUUAAUGACGUACCCAGUGUGCGUCAAUGCACCAACGAUUGUAGUCCGCGGUUAAUACGACACCAUAUUCUGAUGUAAUCCAACACAUUUACCAAGUUUGAGCAUGAUCCAGUCUUCAAAGUCACCCACCGCACAAGGAAUUCCACGGAUAAUUGAGGAGGGCAUGGGAUUCCUGUCUGCUGGGCGCGAAUCAUUAACAUACUCUCCAUUGCCUCAAUGGCUGCUAUGCAGUAGCAAGUCAUCCCUAUAGAACACAUUAAAACUCGAUUCUUGAAUAAAAAAACAAAGAACCUAUAAAACAUAUCAAAAUCUCAUUCUUCUUGAAACAAAGAAAACCAAUAGAACAGUUCAAACCCCAUUCAUUCUUGAACAAAAAACAGAGAACCCAUAAAACAGUUCAAAAUCACAUUCUUCUUGAAACAAAAACGAGAACAGAUUAAAACCUCAUUCAUCAAACAAAAAGUAAAGAUAAAAAAGAGCACCUCUAUUUUUUUAUCCCUGAAAGCUGGGAGGAUUUGUGCUACAUAUGCCCUUCUUCUCCAAGUAAAUGUGGGGUGUGUCCCCAUUUGUAGUCUGAGGAGCGAGAAUGGAGUUUGUCUGAAAUAUGAUUCUUGAAGAUGUCGACUUUUUCAGAAGCCGUCUAAACCGAAUAUGAAGCUUGUAAACUUGAAAGGAGCAAGAAUGGAGUUUGUUUGAAAUGUAUUUCUUGAAGACGCCGGCUUUUUCAGAAGUCGUCUAAACGGAAUAUGAAGCUUCUAAACAUGAACAGAGCGAGAGUGGAGACUGUCUGAAACAAAUUUUGUCUGUGAUUUAAUUUUGGGUAGACCGUAGAGAUAGGUUGUAAAAUCAAACUAUUAGAUAGAAGGAUGAGUCUAUGACUACAAAUUCUAUACUGAGUAAUACAUUUCAAUGUCCCAUCUUUCUUGUGUGAUUAGUUCCUAAAAUUUAUUUAAUUAAAGAUAAAUAUACUUUAGUUGAUAUAAUAUGGGACGGUAUAGGUUACCACAACUAAUAAUAUGGCCAUAUGAGACGUUAUACUUGUUACCUAUUAUAUGGGACGUUAUACGUUAUAACAUGUAUAACGUCUCAUAUGACCAUAUUAUUAGUUGUGGUAACCUAUUAUGUCCCAUAUUAUUUCAACUAAAAUAUAUUUAUCUUUAAUUAAAUAAAUUUUAUCAGACAAGAAAGAUGGAACAUUGAAAUGUAUUACUCAGUAUAGAAUUUGUAGUCAUAGUCUCAUCCUUCUAUCUAAUUGUUUACAUUUUACAACUUAUCAGACAAACAUCACUCUCACUCAUUUCAAGUUUACAAGUUUCAUAUUCCGUUUAGGCGACUUCUGAAAAAGUCAAUGUUUUCAAGAAUCAUAUUUCAGACAAACUCCAUUCUCGCUCCUUUCAAGCUUACAAGCUUCAUAUUCGGUUUAGGUAACUUUUGAAAAAAGCUGGCAUCUUCAAGAAUCAUAUUUCAGACAAACUGCACUCUCGCUACUCAGACUACAACAAAUGGGGACACACCCUACAUUUACUUGGAGAAGAAGGGCAAAUGUAGCACAAAUCCUUCUUGCUGUCAGGGAUAAAAAAGAUAGAGGUUACCUUUUUUAUUUUACUUUUUGCUUCAAGAAUGAAUGAUGUUUUAAUCUAUUCUCGUUUUUGUUUCAAGAAGAAUGUGAUUUUGAACUAUUUUUAUAGGUUCUCUGUUUUUUUGUUCAAGAAUGAAUGGGGUUUGAAGUGUUCUAUUGGUUUUCUUUGUUUCAAGAAGAAUGAGAUUUUGAUAGGUUUUAUAGGUUCUUUGUUCUUUUUGUUCAAGAAUCGAGUUUUAAUGUGUUCUAUAGAAAUUUGUUGCUGCGUAGCAGCCAUUGAGGCAAUGGAAAGUAUGUUAAUGAUCCGCGCCCAGCAGACAGGAAGCCCAUGCCCUUCUCAAUUAUUUGUGGAAUUCCUUGUGUGGUGGGUGACUUUGAAGACUGGAUCAUGCUCAAACUUGGUAAAUGUGUUGGACUACAUCAGAGAAUAUGGUGUCGUAUCCAACGCGGACUACAACCGUUGGGGCAUUGGCUCACAUUGGGUAUGUCAUAAAAAAACUAUCUUUGUAUAAUAUUCGAUAAUGUGGUGGUCAAUUGUUUGGAUACAUUCACAAAACGUAAUUACCUUUGUAUGUAUCUAGAACACCUAAGAAAAUACCAAGGAAAGAAAUAAGUUAAUACUUAUUUGUAUUAGUUUUCUCUUUUCAAAUGAAUUUUUAAAUAUAAUUGCGCAGUUAAACAGUGCAGUAUAUUUCAGAAAAUCAUUAGACUGUCUUCCCAGUUUUAUUCUUAAUGAAGAAGAUACUCAAAAUAUUUCAUCAAAAAAUCCCACAAAGAACCGCCCCAAAUGCCGAUAGCCGGACAAAAUCUCCUUUAUAAGGGGUUAAUAUGAAUUCGACCCUCCGGACUGCUUUUGGGUAUGAUAUUGAACAGAAACUAUGCCCGAGACUCCUCACAAAAGAAAAUGUCAAACCGGUGUUGUCGUGGUUGCUCCUAGUCGACUUGGUUCCGGAAGCUUAAUGGUUUCUGAGGUUGCAAGGGCACGUUGGAUUGGGUUAUGUUCAACCUAAACCUAUAAAGAUUUUCAUAAAUAGAGCUGCAAUACAUCAUAUUAGUGCCGAUGAAGAAGAUGAAGUGACUUCCAAACUAAAGUGCUCUGUCUUUGAUCGGAUUGAGAGGGCAAGAUCAAGGCCCACCGUCUUUGAUAGAUUGGGUCUGAAGCCAAAGAAAGUUAUGAAGAAGACUUUACAAGAAUGGCUUAGAACGAGCCCAAUGAUGAUGAAGUAUGCUGAAGACCCAUGCAUGGGACAAAACUUCAAAAGAAUGUCUGUACAUGAAAGAUUGGGAUUGAAACAUGAACGCAAUACAUCUGCUGAAGUUCCUCUCGAAAAGCAAAGUUUUAAUGAGUAUAGAAGUUUUAUCCCAUCUCGUAUGAAACGAGAAACCAGUGUUAAACUAACCUAUGGAAGUGCACUCAAAGUCAAGCCAGUGACCAUUGUGCACACUCGUGGUCGAUAUGAAGACCAAUAUGAAGAUUCAGUACCCUUGAAGUCGGGGUAUAGAUAUGUCAAAUAAAAUGUUGAAAGCCUUAAACCACCAAUUAUGUUAUAAGUGGCUAAACUGCUAAAACAUUUCACUUCGUCUAUGGGUGAGCAUAAUCAUAGAUACUCUUGGCCCACGAAAGUAUAAAAUGUGUACGGCAAGCUCAUGGCCCGCAUGAGUUAAAACUGUGCACGGCACCCCACCCCUUUAAAUUACCUAUUCAAAUGGUAUUAUGAACUACGUUUGACUUGAUCUCCUUCACAGGAGUACGUAGGCACCUCAAAAAUUUCAUUUUUGAGUUCAGUUAUAACAAAAUAAAUCCCAAUUAAGUCACUUUUGUCAAAGAAAAUAUUAGAAGAAGGCUUACGAAAGAAAAAAGUCAGAUGAAUGGCAAAGGCUUGGGAAUUCUUUGAUGUCCUCCUCAUCGGAAGUUGAUUGAGCUAAGCAGCACCGACGAUCGGCAAUCGGCCUAAUUCUUUAAAUCGGUGCCAUCCCAACAAAGGACUAAGCAGCACCGAUGAUCGGAAAUCGGCUUAAUUCUUCAAAUUUGCGUCAUUCCAACAAAGGGUUAAGCGACAACCAGCAAUCAGUCAAACUUCGUCCUCAUCAUCUUCCUCGAUCGAUCUAUUCUGUAGGCAGCUUCUUCGCACGUAAAAAUAAUAAUCAUGAGAUAGCAAUAGCUCAGCAUCUUCCUCGCCAGAUAAUCAGCAUCGAGUUCAGCCGAGAUUUCCCCUCCGACUGGCGAACUCAGCUUCCGAUCAACAGUCCACCGAUUGGAUUCUUCUUGUCAAAACGCCACGGUAGACACCAUCUCCUGUCCGCUGCAAAAAAAAAGAAAAAAAAUCUGGCCAGCGGAAAUCAGUAUCAAAAGCUCGGCUAAGCCUUCUUCUCCGGCAUCACUUCGACCUAUGUUUGAUAGUGGCAGCAACAGUGUUACUUUCCCAGGCUUGGAACGGACCUAUUCUUCUUCUCCCAAGUGAAGUCACCAUCUCGAUAAAGAAGCGCCUUCAUCUGACAGCAACAGAGGAACCCUGCGAACCUUUCAACAACAAUCAACGGCUUCACCUUUACUCACAAGGCCAGGAAGAAAAAAUUUGCAACUCUGCUUCCUUCACAACUCCGGGUGCCUUCAAAUCAUGGAAUGAUGGGCGAGACAUAAACACAGGGGAUGUCAAAUGAGGGUCUCCUGGUCUUCUCACAAGAAUUGGGAGUUCUGUUGGUAGUCGUUUCUGUAAAUUGAUUCCAUAUGUGGCUGAUUUUGUCUCCAGAAAUCUUCCCUGCAAAAUGCCAAGAGAAGAAAGUGAGAAGGAAUUAAUAUAAAAGAGGUUUAGCUCCUGCCGUUCUUUGCUCUGAAUUUGAGAUUGUUGGAGGAGCAAAUUGCUAUUGCCUCCUAUCUAUAUCUAUAUCUAUAUAUUAACCGAGUUAAGUGAAGUUCCCGCUCACGCACAGGGGCAUUCCCGGACUCUGAAGUUAUGUUCUAGCCUGGUAUUUCUUCUUUCUUCGGAUAUGUUCUAUGCCUAACACAGCCGACUCAUUUGAGCGCCUCUCUAUUGGAUCUGGAACAUUAUGCUUUAAUACUAAGCAACAUGCUCUUCUCUCUGUUGUGCCGCACACUUUUUUGGAUUUGUUGAGUUCAGGCGAUCAGCGAUUUCAACUUCUAGCUCGGUUGGCCUUCUCAUUAUUAGUUAGUAUUAUCUCCCAAAUCUCACUCUUUUUAUUUAUUUUUCUUUAAAUUCUUGAUAUUUCGUAUCUACUCACAGUUUAAUCUGAGUUUCCAUACAAUACAUGCUCAAGAGUGUGAAUUGUUUGAUAAUAAAGUUAUCAAUAGAAACAAUUUAAGUGAACUUGCAUAAGCUUGGAACUACUAAACGAUUUCUUGGUGCUCAGAGUUUUAUCAUUAUAUAUUCACACUUUCAUUCUCUAAUCUCACUUCGUUAAAGGCUUAGCAUAGAUAGCAUCAAUUACUUCUGCCUCUUGCUGGAUAGUUCCACUCUAGCAACACACUUCAGCACUUCACCCUACACAAAUUCUACUCACGUGAUUCAACUCAGAACUUAACUAAGGUUUGUAAUUUUAUAUUAUGUGUGUUAUUUUUGGUUGUUUCCUUCAUCGGAGAAUUAAACUAUAAGAUAUCUAAUGGUUGCAGGCUACUUUAAGCCACUCCACUCAUGAUUCUUUUUCUUGUCUCUGCACCUAUUGCAUCUUAGCACUUUGGUAUUGUCAUUUUCAUUAGGUAUAAUUUAUUAAUCAUUCUAACUUUUCUUAUUUAUUGUUGUUAAUCUAAUGAUAUACAGGUAUCCAUGUUUCUGGCAUCUCCCGUUUGCUAAUAGAGGUUAUUUAAUACUCCGUAAUAGGUUUAGAAGAAUGUUACAAAAAAAAUACAAGGAAUCAUGUAUAAUUGAGAACACAACCUCUCAAUUAUGUAAGUAUUAACCGAGAUGAAAUAGAAAAUGGAUUGAGAUUUCUUUUUACUUUUGUUAUACGGUUAGAAGUAUAUUUGUUUUUUUUAGGUAUGUUAUGUGUCAUUUGCCAGUCUUGGUAUGUUUGUUCCUUUUCCCUAUUUCAUAAACUAUAAGUUUUUGUUGAAAAACACUCGACUUUCUGCUAUAAACAUGUGCAUGUAUGAAAAUUCUGUUUGAGGAAUUUUUUAAUUAGCUAAUCUGCGAAGUUAGAGCUCACUUAUCGUGUCCCAUACAAAUAAGGGGAUCCCAAAUCUGUAAAUGCAUGCUUAUUAGGGAUGUUAAGUCUGCCAUGUUCAAAUCUGUGCAUAUGGUGCUUUUAGUAUAAGGGAUGAGUGCUUUCUUUCCUCUCUUUUCAUUUCAAAUCUGCUGACUUUCUUUGCCAUAUGUUUGCUUCAAUCCAGAGUGGUCUCCUUUAAUGACUUCAGGCCUAUUUGCCUACAAUCUUUUAUUAGCAAGGUUAAUACCUGAGUUUUAGCUUUAAGAAUGGCUGCAUUGCUUCCUAAGGUGAUAUCCGAGGAACAAGCUGGUUUUUUAAGGGCCAUGAAGUCAAUGACCAUAUUCUAAUUGCAUAUGAAAUGUUGCACGUGUUGGAUAGAUCAGUGAGAACCUCCAAUGUAGCUAUCAGGCUUGAUAUGCAGAAGGCAUUUGAUAGAGUUCCGGAAGUUUUUGCUAGCUAUUUUGGAUGAUUUUGGCUUCAAGGAGCAGGUUCAAAAACUCAUUCUGAACAAUCUCAAGACAACCUAUAUAUCCAUCCUGAUCCAUGGAAAGCCUUUUGGUUUCUUUUAACCAGGAAGGGCAGUGAAGCAGGGUGAUCCAUUCUCACCACUUUUGUUUAUUCUUAUUUCUAAGGGCUUUUCAGGAGGCUUGAAACACAACAUGAGCCUAGUAAAAAUUCAGCCAUUUAACUAUGGAAGAGGGCUAUGGAUGCAUCUCUAGGUAGCAGAUGCAACAGAACUUCUUUAAGCUUUCUUUAAGGUUUUCUUUAUAUUUGAUUUCUUCAGAUAAUUAGACUCUCCCAUUUAAAAACUUUUCUGAUUUUAUUUAGGACAAAAAACUUAAUUACUUUUCUCUAAAGAGUGUAACUUAUCAUAGGGGUAUGUGAAACUUAUUUAUGACCUAUACUUAUGUAUAAUUGAUAAUAUAUUUUAUGACCUAUACUUAUUUUGAAUUGUAAAGGAAGUUUUGCAUAAUGUUUGAGGUUUAUGAUAAGCAAUUAACACAUGAUUGUGAACUGAUUUUUUUUUUUUGAACUAUUGACUUGAAAUAUUCAUUUGGCCAUGCCCCUUAAGGGUUGAAGGUUUUGAACUUCAAACCAAGUCAUCCAUUCUGUAUAUGGUAAAUUGCCUACAUUCAUGUUAUGUUGGUUUAUAAAAUGAUAGAAUUAGAAUAAGUUGUGAACUAAAUGAUAGACUGACACAUUAAGUAAAGUUGUUUUCUAGAGUACUAAUGUGUUGUUUCUCCAGCAGAAUCUAAGCCAUGAUUAUAUCUGAACUUUAAUGUUAUUCUGGAGUUUGAAAAGUGUUUUAGAUCGCUAGAUUUUUUUUUGUUUUUUGAGCUUAUAAAGCAAGUGAGUUGUUAUACAUUGAGAAAGUGAAUAUUAAAUGUGCAUUCCAAGUUAUUUUUAUACCACUAUGUUUGUUUCGCGGGUUCUUAUACAUUGAGAAUGUUAUUAACCUUGCCUCUACCCAGUCAUCCAUUCUGUAUAUUGUCAAUUGCCUACGUUCAUAUUAUUCCAAGUUUUUUUAUGCAGAUUACUUCCGACACCGAAAAGGAUGCAGUCGAUACUCCAAAUUCAACUUUACAACGUCGAAAAUUAGGAGAAGGAACAUUAACUCCUAAUGACGACGUCUCAACACAAGGAUCAUCUAAUAAGAAAUUGAAGUCGGUGAAAAUUGAAAAGCCAUGACAAUUUUCAGUUUUUCUUUUGAAAACUCUUUGUUUGCUUUUUCUUUUUUUGGAUAAUAUAUGACUUUGCUUUGUACUGAUAUUUUGUUUACCUAUUACACGGUUUGGAUUUAAAUCGUUGAUUAAAUUUUCGUUCAUAAUAAUGUGUGCUUCGAUUACUACAAUCUUUUGGUCAAAAUAU
Messenger RNA from Cuscuta epithymum, 10614 nucleotides. The record is from the annotation of a GenBank genome assembly. NCBI's taxonomy places the organism in Eukaryota, Viridiplantae, Streptophyta, Magnoliopsida, Solanales, Convolvulaceae.